This is a messenger RNA of Bactrocera dorsalis (oriental fruit fly), 6622 nucleotides long. RefSeq names its product protein phosphatase 1 regulatory subunit 3C (gene Gbs-70E). Gene Ontology annotation, biological process: regulation of glycogen biosynthetic process. The record is from RefSeq and is a predicted model, not a curated record. The transcript has 7 exons. Gene Ontology annotation, cellular component: protein phosphatase type 1 complex. Gene Ontology annotation, molecular function: protein phosphatase 1 binding; glycogen binding. The coding region runs from base 1239 to 2438 and encodes 399 amino acids. Lineage: Eukaryota; Metazoa; Arthropoda; Insecta; Diptera; Tephritidae.
AAUCAUCGGUGAGUGAUCGCAGUGCGAACGUUACGAAAAUUAUUACAUGCGAAUUUGUGUAGGAAGAAAGUUGUUUUAAGACAGGAUUGAUGAUUGCCUGUGCUAAAUUUAGUGAAAGGCGCAGUACUGAAAAGUAGUUUGCUAUACAUUGUUUGAGAAAAGUGUUUUGAAUGAAUACGAAAUGAUGUAAAUAUGUUUUUAGAGCAAGCAAAGUGAUCGUGCUGGAACGUGCACCCGUAAUUUGAGCUUGAACUGAAAUAUGCUGAUAGUUUUAGUGUCGCUUGAAGUUGUAUCGAACUUUUCUAUGAAAAUUUAAUAAUAUUUUUUGGUAAUAACAAAAGUUUUCGAGAUUUUCAAAAGUGAUCGUGCAAAAAAUUUUCGCGAAUUGCAAUAGCAUACGUUUAAAUAAAGUUGUUUUGAAAGCAAGUGCGCUAUAAAGUGCUUAAGAAAAGAAAUCUACGAUUAAUACGAAACAUUAUGCAUACGAUUUGAUAGUAUGGGGAGUGAUCGCGUUAAAAGUGAAUCCCUAAUAUGCACUUGAUUAUAUGAAAUAUGCUGAUAUCCCGUUCCUUGAAGUUGUAUUGAACUUUUGUUUGAAAAUACACCAAUAUUUUCAGUAAAACCAGAAGUUUUCGCGUUUUACAAAAGUGAUCGUGCAACAAUUUUUUAACGAAUUUCAAUAGCAUACGUUUAAAUGAAUAUUCAACUGGUUAUGAAUAGUGUCACUUGAUGUCAGCUUGCACUGUUGUAUGAAAAUAUAUUAAUAGUUUUAGUAAAACCACAAGUUUCGGCGAAUUACAAAACUGAUCGUGCAAAAGUGUUUGGAAAAUUUCAAUAGUAUAUGAUACUUAACAUGUUUCUCUAAGUCAAGCUGAAGUUUUGUAUGCAAAUUUUUUAAUAUUUUUAUAGAGCAACCAAAAGUUUUCGCGAUUUACAAAAGUGAUCGUGCAAAAAUUUUUUGACGAAUUUCAAUAACAUACGUUUAAAUGAAUAUCCAGCUGGUUAUAAAUAGUGUCGCUUGUAGUUAGCUUGAACUUUUGUAUGAAAAUUUGUUAAUAUUUUUAGUAAUAACCAAAAUUUUCGCGAUAAACAAAAGUGAUCGUGCAAAAGGUUUUUUCCGAAUUUCUAUAUAAUUCGUUAAAAUUCGUUAUAAUUUGUUUAAAUGCAGUUGUUUUAAACGCAAGCAGUUCACUUAAGCUGCAAGUAGCAGUUAAAUAUAACUAUUCGAUUACGCACAAAUGCGUCACAUUCAGUUGAAGAGUGAUCUGAGGAUCAACACGCCCACACAAACGCAUAGUUACAAUGACGAAACAAACAGAGCGUCACGCUAUUGUCGCCCCCAAGUGAUCACACUCGCCUCGAAGGCCAUGGCCAAUAGCGCGGCCGCCGCUUUCGCCAGCCAUCAGCUGAACCAGCAGCAGCCAACGCCGCAACAGCCGCCGUACACAACACAUCAACAGCAGUCGCAGCGUCUGCCCACCACCGUCACCGCUGGCUACGGCAAAGGCCAUGACGGACGCGGCAUUGGCGGCUUGCCGCGCACGCUCUCCGCACCCAUCAUCAAUUUGCAGCCGAAAUCUUGCCUCAGCCGCAAAACCUGCCUACACCGUUCGCAAACGAGCUACAGAAGCAGCACCGAUAGUCGCGACAGCGACGCGGCGGGCGCGGCGGCGGAAUGCGCGAAUUGCAAAUGCAAUGGACAAAGCCGUUGUACCAAGCGUGUGAUCUUCGCUGACGAUGAAGGUCAACCGCUAACGGAGGUGCGCGUUAUGUCCGAACCCUCGAAUGUGCCGCCAUUGUGGAGCACGAAAUUCUUGGAGCAAAUUACACAGGGCCUCGUUAGUCCACACCCGGCCGAUCAAUGGACCGUCGACUUUAAACAACCAGCAUCCGAUUACUUAACAUUUAGAGAAAAAAUCGAUCGUGACUUUGUCUCACUCGAAAAUGUGAUUGUCAAGGAUGAAGAGUCCAUUGUUGUCGGCACGGUGAAAAUGAAGAACAUCUCUUUCGAAAAGGAAGUCGUUGUGCGCGUCACAUGGGACGACUGGAAGAAUCAGCAAGACAUAUUCUGCACCUUCGCCAGGGCUUAUGGACCAGCAACCUAUGCGCACGUCGUCUUCGAUACGUUCUCAUUCAAGAUCACAUUGCCGCCAUCCUCAAAGCGGCUGGAAUUCUGCAUUUGCUAUCGUGCCAACAACCAAGAAUACUGGGAUAACAAUGGGGGUAAGAACUAUACUAUUACAAAGCGUUCGCCCUUCUACUACAACGCGCUCUCGCCAUAUGACAAGAAUACGUCGCGCAAUAGCUGCCGCGGCCAUGUGAUGUCCGCGCUCUCGGAAGCACUGAGCAAUACGAAAGAGCAUCAAGCACAAAACAAUUGGAGUCAGGAGUCGGGCCCCUACUGGCAACAAAAACAGAACGAGGAGAAAUAUUGGUGAUGGUGAUUAUACUAAAAUAAGGAUGCGAGUCGUAUGCUCUGCGCUAAGGAGCACUCAGCGGCUCACGUCGAGAACAGCGCAAACAACCCUGCAGUAGAGCAAAGAAUCUUACAUAAAUGCCAAUGUAGAACAACUAGUUUAGACGCAGCAACAAAAACAACAAUAACAAAAACAAGCAAUAACAAAUGUAAACACAAAGCAAGACAAAUACUUAGCAGUAGCACAAAAGCAUGAGCGGCGCUGCUGAGCUGCGACGACGCCACUGGUGUAUGCCAAAACAACCCAAAACAACAGUCAAAAUCGAGCGUGCGGAACAUGAAGUGCAGCCGAACUCAUUAUAAGAACUGCUAAGCAACAUUUAGGCGCUACAAAAGUCAAAAACAACAACAAAAACUAUAUAAUAUACAAGUGUUAAGGCGUUCAUGGUGAUGUCUAAGAGCUAAAAAAUCGGAAAAAAUUAAAAAAAAAUCCGAAAAAUCGUUAAAAAUCGUUAGAAAUUGUUAAAAAUUAUAUAACACAUACGACAGGUUAGUGAGCGUAAAAUCGGUGCAAUAUUCGCGCACCAAUUGUGGACAUUUUAAAAGCUUUAACUUCAAAACAACACAAGAAAAUAAGUGAUUUAGUGGCCCCUGCGUGUGAUAGCUACCUGUGGGCCGCGAUCAUAAAGACUUGAGAGUAGAAGCAGUGAUAUUAAAACAUUGACUAAGUAUACAAAAGGAAGGAAGUAGUAAGGAAUGAAGUAGUAAGGAAGAAAGUAGUAAGUGGAGCAAAGAAAAAACUAGUAAACUUAAAAACAAUAUUGUAACAGCAAACAAUAGGAAGGCGGCACGCGCCGCCAAAGCAAAGCGCCACCAUUUUGUAGCGUUUACUUUAGAAAGUGUUAGAGGAAGUGACAAACUUCAGUGGGCUGAGCUCGCGAGUCGCGCGCCUCAACUUGUUUGGUCAGCGCUUUAAUGCGUGGCUUAAGUGUAUUCGAGCUGGUUUCAAAUUCACGGCCAGCAAGCGGCGCGCGCCUUAGUUUUUCAAGCCAGUUUAAGUAGCGCUGCAUAAUUUUAACUAAUGUGGCAAUAACUCUCUUUAUUUGUAUACUAUUUGAGGCAGCAACAAAGUUCGCUAUAUGCUAAAAUGAACUUUGUUGAUGUCCCAAGCACAAAAGAUUCCUAUAUAGCGUAUAGAAAACGUGAUGACUUGCCAUUUAUAGUCCAGCAGCUGCAGCGCAUUGACGCACUAGCGGAACUAAGACUAGGCGCAGAGCGCAGCAAAGCGGCACAAGCAACAAAAGUAAGCACAAGCAGCGAAAGUAAGCACAAAGCGCGUAAAGUUAGCAAGCAGUGUCUUACUUUUGUUUAUUUUGCCGGUUUUUAACGUUGCUGCGCGCAUGCGCGGUACUUUAGAGCAGCAAUAAGCGCAUAUGAGCGCAUUCUCCAAACGUUGAGACUUCAAAACAUUACUUUUUUUUAUAACUUUGAAGUGUUCAAGCGCUUAAAUAAGCAGGCAAAAAAUAAAAAUAAGAGUACAGAGUUAACAAAAUAAGAGUACGGUGUUAAAAAAUUAAGAGUACGGUAACAUAGAAACUUUAUACGAACAUAUACUACCCGAAACGCUAACGCAAACUCAAUAUUUACCAGCAGAGCUGCAAAAAUAACUACAAACAUUUUCAGCGCACCGCAAAAAACAGCGCGUUUUCAGAGCUGCGUUAUGAGUUUGAGUUGUUUGAGUGAGCUUAGGGGCCACAGUAGCGUUUAGCGUUAGUUUAGGUUAAAGCAACUACUUGAAACUAUGCGCACAAGCGCUAAAGAAAUCAAAUUACAAGCGUUUAUUUGCAAAAUCUGAAACUAGUAACAUAUGCUAUAACAAUAACAACAAUAUGAAAACUGAAAACUACAAACAACAAAGCAUAAAGAUAAAAACAAAAAUUUAUAACUACAAAUACCCAAAACUAUAACUAAAACUGUAACUAAAACUAUAACUAAACUAUAAAAUACGCCUACAUAUAGCCAUAAAAAAUAUAUAUAUUAUAGUAAGUUUAGUUGUAAGUUGAAGAACAAACACUUGUUGUUGUAGUAAUGUAGUCUAGCUGUAAGCGGCAAAUAUUGUGUUAUGUGCGCGCGGAGUUUGUGUGAUUUUUGCACGGCGUUUGGCUUUUAUUAUAUAAACAAGCAUGUAUACUAUUUUAUUUUGUGGGUUUUUAACGCAUAAAUUCUUAACGAGACUUGUGCUGACGAUUUUUUUAUAAAUGGUUUUAUAUAUUUACUUACUUUUUACAAGUCUGUGCGCGGCUGCCACAAUUCCUUGCAACAUGCGCAGUGUGUUUUUAGUGGCGUUUAUUAAAUGAAGCCGGAAAUAACUGUAAUUGUUAGUGUAUAUUUUUUUGAUAAACCGAAGUUUUUAUAGAAAACAUGUUUUUUAAUUUCUUUAAAUGUUUAAACAUUGUUUUACUAAUAUAUUAAUUUAUUUUUUUUUUAUUUUAUUAUUUUUUUAAAUUUUUUUUAAGUUUUUCCACUUUGAUUCGAAUUUUUUUUAACUUUUUUUAAAUUUAUUUUUAAUUUUAAAUUUUGUUUAAUUUUUUUAAGAAAAAAAACGUUAAAAAUAAAUUAAAAAAAAAAAUAAAAAAAAAAAAGAAAUUAAAAAAAAUUAAAGUAAAAAAACGAAAAAAGUUAAAAAAAAAUAACUGAUAUUAACAAAAUUUUUUUUUUUUUAAACAAAUUAUUUUUUAAUUUUAAAUGCUUUUUAAAUUGAUUUGAUUUUUUUUUUAUUUAUUUAAUUUUUUUUUAAGAAAAAACCGUUAAAAACAAAUUCCAAAAAAAUUAAAAAAAAAAGAAUCAAAAAUAAAAAAUGCGAAAAAAGUUAAAAAAAUAACUGUAAAUAUUAUAAUUUUUUUUGAUAAACAAAACUUUUUAUAGCAAACAAUGUUUUUUUAAUUCUUUAAUUUUUUUAAUUUUUUUUGCAAUUCUCUUAACGGCAUUUUAAAUUAAAAACUAAAAAAAAUUUGAAAAAUGUAAAAAACUGUAAUUAUUAUUGGCGCUUAUUAAAUGAAGCCAUAACUAUAUUUAUUGUUAUUUUUUCGAUAAACACAAAAAUUAUUUUUUUUUUAUUUUUUUAAAUUUUUUUGCAAUUUUUUAAACAUGGUUUUCCAUAAAGAUUUUUUAAAAUUUUCACAAACAAAAAAAAAGCUCAGAGUUAAAAAAGUUAAAAAAAAGCUUUGAAAAAUAUAAAAACAUGCGCACGGUUUUCAUAGUAGCGCUUAUUAAAUGAAUUUUAUUUAUUAUUAUUUUUUCGAUAAACAUAAAAUUUGUUUUACAUAUUUUUAUGUUUUUUUUUAUUUUUUUGAAAAUUUUUUUAAGCGGAGUUUCUUACAAAAAAGAUUGAAAAAAUUAAAACAUAAAAAUUAAAUUCAAAAAAAGUGAAAAACACUUCAAAUUAAAAAAAAUAUAUAUUAAAUAAAAUUCAAACAAAAUUGAAAAAAAUUAAAAAAAAAACUUUUUAAUGAAAAAAACCUUCUACUCGUGUUGCAAACGAAUUUGUGGGCGCGCGUGACAGACAGACUUACUUUUUUAUGUCAAAAAUAAUAUCUAUAUAUAACUGUUUAUUUGUGAUUAUUUUUAUAUACUCGACUUAAAGACAUUGCUGCAACGUCUGCAGGCCGUGUCUCAAUGGGACUUUUUUAAUGUGUGUAAUGUUUUUUAUUUGACAAUAAUUUAUAUUUUUACCCACAACAACAACCAAUAAUGUACUAUAUAUUAUGAGAUAAUUCUUUUUAAUUUUUUUAAAACAUUUUUAAUUUCGUAACGACAUUUUUUUUUAUAUUCUAUGCAUAUGAUUUUGUAUGUUUUAUGUUUUUGUAAGCGAUAAAUAAUUUUUUAAACCGUUUUUUGUAAGAAAAAUAAUAAAUAAGAAAAGCAAAAAAAUAAAAAAAUUUGUAAAUAUUAAUUUUAGUAACUAGUUUUAUAUACAAAUACAUAGCUAGUUAUAUAUACAUACAUAAAUAUGUGUAUAUUUAAAUAUAUAUAUGUGUGUAUUAAAUAUACAUACAUAUAUGUAAAUUGUUACGAUUUUAAGCGUGUGUAAGUAAUUUCGAAUAUGUUGCCAUACAAAAAGGGAAAUUAUUUCACUUUUGUUACAAUUUUACAAUUUCAAAAUGCAAAAAAUAAGCCAGUAAAAAAUAUAUAGGCAGCAAAAUGCAA